ACGCGACCCGCCGCGAUGUUGCCGAGCCAGGCCGGGGCCGGGAACGGCGCCGCCGCCGCGCUGGCCCGCGGCGCGGGCCUGGGCCGCUCGCCGGUGCCGCGCGGGGCAAACGGCGGCGGCGGGGCGGCGGCGGGGCCGCCCGGGGCCCGGCUGGAGCGGGAGGCGCUGUACAGCGGCAGCGAGGGCGACUCGGAGUCGGCGGAGGAGGAGGAGCUGGGCGGAGAGCGGCGCGGCCUCAAGCGCGGCCUGGCCGAGGCGGCGGCGGCGGCUGCGGCGGCGGCGGUGGCGGUGCCCGCGGCGGGAGGAGCGGCGGCGGCCACGGCGGCGUUCGGGAGCGGCGGAGCGGGCGGCGGGGCGGUGAGCGGCGCCAAGCCCGGCAAGAAGACGCGGGGCCGGGUGAAGAUCAAGAUGGAGUUCAUCGACAACAAGCUGCGGCGCUACACCACCUUCAGCAAGAGGAAGACCGGCAUCAUGAAGAAGGCCUACGAGCUGUCGACGCUGACGGGCACCCAGGUGCUGCUGCUGGUGGCCAGCGAGACGGGCCAUGUGUACACCUUCGCCACCCGCAAGCUGCAGCCCAUGAUCACCAGCGAGACGGGCAAGGCGCUCAUCCAGACGUGCCUCAACUCCCCCGACUCGCCGCCGCGGUCCGAUCCCACCACCGACCAGCGCAUGAGCGCCACGGGCUUCGAGGAGACCGACCUCACCUACCAGGUGUCCGAGUCGGACAGCAGCGGGGAGACCAAGGACGUGCUGAAACCGACCUUCACUGUCACCAACCUGCCAGGGACAACGUCCACCAUCCAGACGGCACCUACCACCUCGUCCUCCAUGCAGGUCAGCAGCGGCCCCUCGUUCCCCAUCACGAAUUACCUGGCGCCAGUGUCUGCCAGCAUCAGCCCCAGUGCCGUCACCAGUGCCAACGGGACAGUGCUGAAGACUACUGGAGCCAGUGCAGUGACAUCCGGGGGCCUCAUGCAGAUACCCACCGGCUUCACCCUCAUGUCAGGUGCUUCCCUGUCUCUGGGGACCCCUGCCAUUCCUCUCCCUCAUUUACAGCCGCACUUGCUGGCUCUUUCCAGCCAGCAGGGCCAGGCGGUCGCGGGUACAGCUGGACAGCUACAUCAGGCACAGCACACGGUCUUCCGCUUCCCUGCCAGAGCUGGAGGGCAGAUCGUGUCGCUGACAGGUGGCACCAUGGCUCAGCAAGUUCCUGUCCAGGCGAUCCAGGUGCACCAGGCACCGCAGCAAACGUCUCCCUCCAGUGACAGCAGCACUGACCUUACUCAGACCUCUCCCAGUGGAACAGUGACCCUCCCAGCGACCAUCAUGACGUCGUCUGUGCCAACCACCGUGGGUGGCCACAUGAUGUACCCCAGCCCGCACGCGGUGAUGUACGCGCCCACCUCUGGCCUUGCGGAUGGUGGACUUGCAGUCCUCAAUGCUUUCUCGCAGGCACCCUCAGCAAUGCAGGUGUCCCACAGCCAGGUCCAGGAUCAGAGUGGCGUCCCCCAGGUAUUCUUGACAGCCCCAUCAGGCACCGUUCAGAUCCCAGUCUCAGCUGUCCAGCUUCACCAGAUGGCUGUCAUUGGGCAGCAGAGCAGCAGCGGCAGCAGCCUGACGGAGCUGCAGGUGGUCAACUUGGACACCUCGCACAACGCCAAGAGUGACUGAGAGGCCUCUGCUGCUGGCCUUGUGCCGUCCCUGGCUUGUCGUGCUGGGGCUGGCAGCAACUCUCGUACAGACUGCACCAGUUAUUUAUUGUUGCCUUUUCACGUUUCCUUCAUCCACACAUGCACACACACACGCACCCACCCACACACACAGCAUGCAAGGGGCUGCAGGACCCGCCUGGGGAGAAGCUGCGCUGAGGCCGUGCAGGGCUGGGGGCCGUUGGGAUGCUCGUCUCUCGCCAGCCAAAGAAGCUUGUCUCUUGAGGGGAGGGUGUGCUCCGUGCUGUACAUAAAUCCUGGGGGCCUUCCCCAGCUGGAGGCCCUUAGGGGUGCUCACCCUGUCUGUGGGUGUUUGUGUGGGGCUGGGGCCUGGAGCUGUCCUGCAGAGCUGCACAGGCCUCAGCAAUGUGCCUUUGUGGGGGGGAUGGGUCCCGGCUGCGGCAGCUCUCCCUGGCCUCUGCAGGGAGCAAGCGGCCUACUUGGACGUGCAUCUCUGGUUGGGUCUGGUGUAUGGCCCCAGCCUCCUCACGUGCACUACAGCAAGGCCUCCGCCCUCAGUGCCUCCUUGCUGGGCUGCCUGGUGGGUUGGCAGCUGCAGCACACAGCGGGUGCCCAGCAGUUCAGCAAGGCCCUAGGGGAGAGGGGGGGCUUUGCUGCCAGCUCAGUCCAGUGCUCCCAUCUCGGCCCUCGUGCUGCUUGUGGACUCCAUAUGCCCAAGGAGGGACGUGACUGGAUCUUUUCCGCAUCCCUCUGCUGCAGCUCCAGCCACCGCUUUCUAAAUUUUCUGAUGCAAGGUGGAGAAGCAACUCCAGUGCCAAAGGGAAGAGUCCGUGGGGCACUGAGCUGCUGGUGGGCAGCAUGCUCCUCCUGGGAGCACCGGGGCUGGAGGAGCCUCAGCAGGGCCACGGGAGAAGGACUGGAGUGUGCUUGGUCCUGCAUGGGAGCUGCUCCCUGGCCCUGCAGGGAGAGCGAGCAAGGAGCUGCUGCAUCCUUAGGGAGAGGAGCAGCUACUGUAACUUCUUUUUUUAAGUUAAAGACAAAAGAAGCCUUGGGGGGGAAAAAAGAGGAAAAAAAAAAAAAAGAAAAAAAAAAAAAAAAAGAAAAUGACUUUAUUUUUCUAAGUGUUAAACUCAGUAUUUAUGUAAUACUUUAAGGAAUAAAAGUUUGGCUCCUGUACAGUUUUCAUGGGGUUUGUACCGGGGGGAUGGGAGAGGGGUGGGUGGGUGUGGAGGCAGGAAGGGGCCUUGCUUUUGAGUUUGUAUUGUAACCUUGGACAUGUUCCCUCCGCAUUAGCGUUUAACUGUGCUGUGCUGGGCUGUCCCCAGCCCUCCCUGGGGGAUGAGGGGCUGGCAGCAGCCGAUCUCCGCUCUCCCUGCCCGUAGUGCAGGCGGCACCUCCUGAACUCCCAUCUGAGGGUCUGGGCUGGAGUUUCCCUCUCCGCAGCCUCAGCUUGUGCUGUUUUUUAGUGCACAGAUGUGGAUGAGUUCCUUCCAUGACCUGUGCGGAGAGCUUGGGGUGUGCGUUAACCUUGACCCAAGGCCGUCAUCGGGCCGUGCUUUGCUCUGCUUUGCUCGUGCUGGCCCUGCGGGGCUGUGAUGGCAGUGCUGCUGCUGGGCAUCUCCUCCCUGCCUCCCCAAAGGCAACUGCUGGUUAAACGCUAAUGGUGUCUUUUAUUUAAGUGCAGACUUGUAAGAACACUCGUGUAUCAGGGACGAAAUGGCAUUUAUUGUGUGGUGACAUUUUUAAUUCAUUUUACUGGUUUGAGGGUUGUGUGUGUGCGUGCGUGCAUGUGUGCGGGUGUGUGUGUGUGCAUAGGUGUGUGUGGGAUUUUUUUUUUCCCCUCCAGUUUCCAGGGUUGUGUUUCUGGAAGGAUGUGGAAGUAAUCACAGUACUAUGUACAGAGCUUUCUUUUGUAUGGAAAAAAAAAAAAAAAUUACUCUUUCAAUAAAUGUUAUCAUUUUGUGCACAGA
Molecule: messenger RNA, 3643 nt
Organism: Tympanuchus pallidicinctus (lesser prairie-chicken)
Lineage: Eukaryota; Metazoa; Chordata; Aves; Galliformes; Phasianidae
Gene: SRF
Product: serum response factor
Exons: 8
Coding region: 16-1674 (552 amino acids)
Biological process (GO): positive regulation of transcription by RNA polymerase II
Molecular function (GO): serum response element binding; protein dimerization activity; DNA-binding transcription factor activity, RNA polymerase II-specific
Source: RefSeq, a predicted model, not a curated record